Messenger RNA from Cladophialophora carrionii CBS 160.54, 786 nucleotides. RefSeq lists its product as uncharacterized. The record is from RefSeq and is a predicted model, not a curated record. The transcript has a single exon. Bases 1 to 786 code for a protein of 261 amino acids. NCBI's taxonomy places the organism in Eukaryota, Fungi, Ascomycota, Eurotiomycetes, Chaetothyriales, Herpotrichiellaceae.
AUGUCGCACACACCCUCGCCGACCGACUCAACCUCCACAUCAGCGACCUCGACGCACUCGACGCCCGGAGUGCUCUGGACCACGGCAUGCAUCCAGCGAAAAGACCUCCCCCUGUCGCUCUUCGACGCCUGGUACGACGAACACAUCAACAUCUGCCUGUCCUGCCCCGGCAACGGGGGUCUCUUCCUACGGUACAAAAACAUCGAUUCCAAAGCCGACGUGUACGGCGUUCCCAACUGGAAUGAAGAGCCCUCACAUGAUGACACACCCACAGCCAAGCCCACGACAUGGCCAUUCCUGGCCUUAGUCAAGCUGGACGACAUCAAAUGGGUGGCGAGCAAGCAGUUCAACGAAAUGUCCCGGUUCUCGAAAUUGCUGCCCCCCGAACCGGACGGGUCGAUCGGCAGCGCGUUCAGCUGCUUCUACGGCGCCCUGCGGUGUUACGAGACUGUGCGCACGGCUCCCGAUCCCACGGGCCGGACGACACGGCCGAAAUAUAUCCUCAGUGUGCAGACGACGCGGGGAGCGUCUUCGGCUGCUGCCGAUGAUGAUUGGGACGCCCAGGACCAGGAGUACGUUGGACGGCCCGGGUUUCGGGGCGGCGUGAGAUAUCGUCUUGUCGAGGACCUGUUGGCCGCGCAGGAGCCGGGAUGGUUGCCCAAGGGUCUUGUGCUGUAUGAGUUUGAUGGCGAGGAGCCCCCGUGGGUGGCUGUUGGCCAGGAUUGUUUCAAGGCGGAUGUGUGGGAGUUCAUUCUCGAGGCGGGGGAUUCGUCUCUCCGGCUGUGA